AUGCGUUCGUAUUUUUCUUGUGCUCUGUUUUCACUAGAAUAAAAAUAAAUUGGUUUGAAAUAUUAAUCUACGAUUAGACUGUCAACGUAAAUAUUCAAUGCGUUGACUACUUGACAUCACCCAAAAAUCAUCAAUAAUCACAGUGCUAUCUUUAAAUUGACGUGUGAUGUGUGUUAGGACUCGCCCAAAACCAAAGCGAAACAUUUUAUGCGAAAACAAAACUUCCGUCAUUGGUCGGGUUUAAAGGCUCUCCCAAACCAACGCGAAAGUGGCACAUUCACCGACGCGGCAUUGUUUGUCAUUUUUGUUAUCGUUGUGAAUGAUUCGCCCUGAUUCGCUUCGUGUCAGUUAUCGCAGUGUAAGUUUAUUUUGAGAAGAGAAAGUUUAAUUGUAUCGCUGAAUGUUUCGCGUUGAAAACUGAGUUGCCAGCAAAUGGGAACUUGUAGGCAAGACGGGCUUACGGGGAAGGACAAAAUCUCCCCUCACACCCUUCUGUUGGCUUUUAGUGCGUGUCUACAUUAGAUUUUUAAUGCUGGGUUUUAUUAUGUUCGUUGUGUCCGUACGAUGAAGAGAAAAUCAAUCUGCAGAUCCCUAUCUCACACCCUUGAAAUCUAUCUAUCUUUCACUCAUACAAUACAAAAUCUUUCAUGUUGAAUCCAAGAACAUUGUUUGCAUUUGGGCUUUAAUCUACCCAUCUCUCUCUUUUUCACUCACAUAUAAUCUACCUGUCUCACUGCUGGCACCUAACAUUAUGUAAAAAUUUAAUGUGGGGAGGCACUCUUAUGUCAUUUCAAUCUUUCAAUUCAUACUCAACUCUAUUCUGACUGAACCUGCAUGUACACAUUAAUUUGAACUCUUAUUCAACUUUACAUAAAAACAAUAAUACUUUUUCAACACAUCCCUUGAGUACGUAUUUUCAAAACUGUUAUUUGGUGGCUCCGACUCUGAGUGAAAAGAAACAAAACAAAACAAAACAAUAAUUCGUGGACAAUGGAGAAAAGAUCUAAACGUUGGACCACUGAUGAAACGAAAGCAUUUUUGCAUUUUUAUGCUGCCAGGAAGGAGCAAUUUAGCCACCCAAGGAAAAAACGUUCGGCGUAUGGAAGCAUUGUUGAAGACAUGAUUGCGGCUGGCUUUGACUCGGGUUUAACAUCGCGACAUCUUGAGGUAAAGAUGCAGACGCUGCUGAGGGCGUACAGAGACGCUAAGGACAAUAAUGGUAGAACUGGUGCAUCUCCUUGUAUUGCACCGUUCUUAGAGGAAAUGGACGAGCUAUUUGGUAAAAAGCCAAAUUUUGCAAAAAGCGAUUCGUAUAAUUUUGGUGCCAAAAGUGUUUCGGUAAGAGGGUAA
This is a messenger RNA of Eupeodes corollae, 1350 nucleotides long. RefSeq lists its product as uncharacterized. The coding region runs from base 991 to 1350 and encodes 119 amino acids. The transcript is spliced from 3 exons. Lineage: Eukaryota; Metazoa; Arthropoda; Insecta; Diptera; Syrphidae. The record is from RefSeq and is a predicted model, not a curated record.